This is a messenger RNA of Cetraspora pellucida, 468 nucleotides long. NCBI's taxonomy places the organism in Eukaryota, Fungi, Glomeromycota, Glomeromycetes, Diversisporales, Gigasporaceae. The record is from the annotation of a GenBank genome assembly.
AUGCAAGCACCCAUGUUACAAGAAAGUAACUACUUUAAAACAUGUCUUAAAAAUUGGCAAGAACCUUGCAUUGUCCUAUAUGGAGCAAAAUUCAAAAAUAUAGAUAAAAAAGAAUCAAUAAACAUUCCUAAAAAUGCUUUUAAGAUUGAUAAAUAUACCUUAAUAGAGACUGAGAAUGUUAAAUUAACAAGAUACAUUAAUCAAUGGCCACUCUUGAUUCUUGUAAUCAAUGUUACAGGUAUUAGUUUUACUGAUGAAGAAAUGUAUCUUGAAAAUAAAGAUCUUUUAGAAGAAAUUAAUUUUCCUUUAGAAGAUGUAAAUUUAAAGCAAAGAUAUCAUCUUACAAGAGUUUUCUUUUGUAAUAUGUUUUUGUUAGAUGUUAUUCUUAAAUUCAAAGAUAAUUUAAAUUUGCUAAAGGCAGAAGCAGAAAAAGCAAGAUUGAAAAAUUUUACUAUAGCAUUUAAAUAA